This is a messenger RNA of Arachis duranensis, 2026 nucleotides long. Its product is annotated as B3 domain-containing protein Os03g0120900. The transcript is spliced from 3 exons. The record is from RefSeq and is a predicted model, not a curated record. NCBI's taxonomy places the organism in Eukaryota, Viridiplantae, Streptophyta, Magnoliopsida, Fabales, Fabaceae. Gene Ontology annotation, molecular function: DNA-binding transcription factor activity; DNA binding. Bases 365 to 1693 code for a protein of 442 amino acids.
UCCAACAAUAAAACUGGCUUCAACAUCAUUUCUAUCUCCUUUUUUAUUUUUCCUAGCUACUUCCUUCCUUCGUCUUCUGAGGUAAGUAACUAUACUUGUUCUUCUCGUUCCCUCUCAUGAACUGAGCAUGUAUGUGUGUAGGUCAACUACAACAACUACUUACUUCACCCCUUCGUUCUUCAACUGGAUUCUCCUCCAAUUUCUUUAGGGUUAUGAACUCCUCUCCUCCUCCUCCUCCUCCUCCGCCUCAAACAACCUUCUAAUCUGACCUCUGCUCAUCGUCAUAUUCACCCUGCUCGCUUCGGUAACAUAUAGGGAGGGAGCUAGGGAGAUUAUUAUUAAUUAGCUAAGGUGGGGUUUAGUGAUGGAAGAAGAAGUGAAAGGAUAUUCCGAUAGCAGAGAAGAGGAGGAGGAGGAGGAGGAAGACGAAGCAGCGGAAAUCAUCCCAAUUCCAAACACAAGACAAGAAACCAACAGCAGCGGAAACAGGUUACAGCAGCAGCAAGAUACAGCAGUAGCUCCCAAUUUCAGUCAGCGGAAGCAGCUAGAUUUGAUGGAGUUGUCACUAGGGAGCGGGAGCAGCAAGGACGAUCGGAAUUGGCAGCAAGGAGGAGGAGGAGGAGGAGGAAUGGUUGGUUCUUGCUCAUCAUCAUCAUCGGAGGCGGUGGAGAAAGAGCACAUGUUCGACAAAGUGGUGACCCCAAGCGACGUAGGGAAGCUGAACAGGCUAGUGAUACCGAAGCAGCACGCGGAGAAGUACUUUCCAUUGGACUCAUCCUCCAACGAUAAGGGGCUUCUCCUCAACUUCGAGGACAGGAACGGCAAGCUGUGGCGCUUCAGAUACUCCUACUGGAACAGCAGCCAGAGCUAUGUUAUGACCAAAGGCUGGAGUCGCUUCGUUAAGGAGAAGAAGCUCGACGCCGGCGACAUUGUCUCCUUCCACCGCGGCCUCGGGGAACUCUAUAGACACAGGCUGUACAUUGACUGGAGGCGCAGGCCCGACCAUCCCCCUCCUGACCCUUCCGCCUCCCUCAUCUCCCCUUUCUUCCUUCCUAACCACUACUCCGCCGCCAUCACAUGGGGCGCCGGCGGCAGGUUCUACUCUCUGCCUUCUCCCACGCCUCCUCCUCGCCACCAUCACUUUCAUCAUCAUCAGCACCACCCCCUCGCUACUAAUUACAACACCCAUAUGUAUGGCUUUCAUCAUCAUCCAGGUGCUGCAGCAACUGGAACAAGUCAUCAUCUUCUCAGCGGUUACAACGAUCAGCAGCUGAAUUCCGGAUCUCCUGGACCUCUCUAUUACCUGAGGUCACCCCCCUCAAUGUCAAUUGUUGACCCCAACUUGCAUCAGGAGAGAGGGACUGCUAUUGCCCCCAUGAUCAUUGAUUCUGUGCCGGUUGCUCAUCAUCAUCAUCAACAACAGCAACAUCAACAUGGUGUGGUGCCUAAUAGUAGUAACUUUGACAGUACUAAUACCGCAGGAAAACGGCUGAGGCUAUUUGGGGUCAACAUGGAAUGUGCUUCUUCUUCUUCUUCUUCCCCAGCUGAAGAUCACUCGCAUUUGGCAAUGUCUAGUUCAUUACCAUCGUCAAGCAGGUUUGGGGAUCAGAGAGGGGAUACUACUACUACUACUACUUCUGUACUUUUUGAUUUGGAUCCCUCUUUGCAAUACCAUCACCACCACCGGCAUUGAUCUUCAUCAUCAGAUCAGAGGUCCACUAAUUGGAAGAGCCACAUAAUAAUAUUAAUAAUAAUGAUUAGUUUGGCUAGAGCUUGGCUUUCCUUUGCAGGCAUUUUUAUUAUUAUUGUUAGUUUUCUUAAUUAGCUUCUUUCCUGGCCGGCCUUCUCUAUCUCAUCAGCAUUCAGCUGCAGACCACAAAUGAUGAAGAAAGAGUAGCAGCUCGCAAACUUUCUUCCUCUCCUUCUUUUGAUCAGUAACUAGUGUUUGCCAUUUAUUUAAACUUUUUAGCACGCCUUAAACUGCUCAUCAAGCUUCAAUUAGCUGCGGAAUUUGACUCUUGAUGAA